Molecule: messenger RNA, 1035 nt
Organism: Penicillium chermesinum
Lineage: Eukaryota; Fungi; Ascomycota; Eurotiomycetes; Eurotiales; Aspergillaceae
Product: Eisosome component PIL1/LSP1 family protein
Exons: 4
Coding region: 1-1035 (344 amino acids)
Biological process (GO): negative regulation of protein kinase activity; eisosome assembly; endocytosis
Cellular component (GO): plasma membrane; eisosome filament
Molecular function (GO): lipid binding
Source: RefSeq, a predicted model, not a curated record
AUGCACCGCACUUACUCCAUGCGCGCGACUCGCGCCCCGACCGCCUCGCAGGUUGAGAAUCCUCCACCCCCAUUGUCCACCACCAAGUCCAACCGAUGGCUAGGGAAGGGCGGCCUCGGUCAUGCCUUCCGUAAGAACGCCGCGGGUGCCUUCGGCCCUGAUCUUUCUCGCAAGCUGUCGCAGCUGGUCAAGAUGGAGAAGAACGUUAUGCGCAGUAUGGAGCUUGUAGCCCGCGAGCGCAUGGAAGUCGCUCAACAACUCUCAAUCUGGGGUGAAGCCGGCGACGAGGAUGUGUCGGAUGUGACGGAUAAGCUCGGUGUUCUGAUCUACGAGAUCGGUGAGCUGGAGGAUAUGUUCGUCGACCGCUACGACCAGUACCGUGUCACCAUCAAGAGCAUCCGAAACAUUGAGGCCUCUGUACAGCCUAGCCGAGACCGCAAGCAAAAGAUCACUGAUGAGAUUGCCAAGCUGAAGUACAAGGACCCCAACUCUCCUCGAAUUGUCGUUUUGGAGCAGGAGCUGGUCCGCGCCGAGGCCGAGUCCCUUGUCGCUGAGGCCCAGCUGUCCAACAUCACGCGUGAGAAGGUCAAGGCCGCCUUCCAGUACCAAUUCGACGCUCUGCGCGAGCACUGCGAAAAGGUCGCCAUCAUCGCCGGAUACGGCAAGCACCUUUUGGACCUGAUUGACGACACCCCAGUGACUCCCGGCGAGACCCGCCAGGCAUACGACGGUUACGAUGCCAGCAAGGCCAUCAUCCAAGACUGCGAAGAUGCUCUCAGCAACUGGGUGACCUCCAAGUCCGUUGUGAAAUCUAGUCUCUCUCAGCGCUCCCGUGCUCUUUCCCAACGUCGCCAGGAGAGCAUCAAAUCUGGCGGCAUCGACCUCUCCCAGCAGGACCAGCCUCUGGCUGGUGACCGCGACUCCUGGUUGCCCGCCGAUCAGCACCCCAGCUAUGAAGAUGGCGAAGAUGUACUCAGCACCGUCGACGGCGAGACCCGCGGCCGUGAGGAGGAGCGUGAGCCCAUUGCUGCUUAA